Molecule: messenger RNA, 2560 nt
Organism: Fopius arisanus
Lineage: Eukaryota; Metazoa; Arthropoda; Insecta; Hymenoptera; Braconidae
Gene: Set8
Product: SET domain containing 8
Exons: 3
Coding region: 160-1281 (373 amino acids)
Biological process (GO): regulation of transcription by RNA polymerase II; regulation of DNA damage response, signal transduction by p53 class mediator
Cellular component (GO): nucleus; polytene chromosome
Molecular function (GO): histone H4K20 methyltransferase activity; transcription regulator activity; protein binding
Source: RefSeq, a predicted model, not a curated record
UUCGAAGAAGGCUGGGACGCUCUGUUUUAGAAAAUUGUGUGGAAUUUAUCAAGUGUCCAAAACAGUUCAAAAUAAAUUUGAUAAAUUAGUGGAUUGAAUCAUCCUCGAGCUGUCCUCGACUUGUCCCAAGAUUUAUCCUGCACAGAUUCAGUAUUCGCGAUGGUGAAAGGCCGAAGAAAACGAACGACCGCCCCAAGCUCGAUCCACACACGAUCAUCAGCUACAAACGGAGCAAAUGGAGUGAUAGCAUCUCCCAUGAGAAAAGGAAUCAAACGCGAGAAGAAAAUCGAUAGUAAAGCGAGAGAAGCGAGUCCUGGAACAAGGGGAAUUGCGUCGUACCUCUCGCCCCCACCACCUGCUAUUUUAAAUGGAGAAAGGACAAAGACUGUGCAGCACGUGAAUACGCUUAUCAUCCAACAGAAUGAUUUAUAUGUAACAGAUAUUCCGGUGAAAACCGAGACCGAAGACUUGGAGGACUUUACAUCACCCAUCAAAGAACUAUUCAAGACAGAUGAGACACCGGUUUAUGUACCAUGUGGAGAUCCACCAACUCCACACCGUAUCAAUAUGCCAAAUGUACAAAAUGAUGAUUCAGACACGAUCAUUUCCAGAGAUGAUGAUAAAAAACACUUGAUUGUUUCACCUCCAGUGAUUAAAUCUGUGGGGAGAAAAAAUGUUGGAGGUGCCAGGGGCAAGCUCAAGGCCAAUGGAGGCACUCAUCAACGUUCAAAUGAUUUUAAUAUAGCCAGCCCCAAUCACAAAGUCACUGAGUACUUUCCGGUUAGAAGAAGCGUUCGAAAAUGUAAAAAGACUGUUUUAGAGGAGAAACAACGAGAUGUCGAGAGCAAAGUCAUUCGUCAAGUGGAGGAAGGCUUGCAGAAGGAGCAUUUUGUGGGUAAAGGACGAGGAGUGGUUACCACUCGUGAAUUUGCAAAAGGUGAAUUCGUUGUGGAGUAUAUUGGAGAGCUCGUCGAUCAAGUGACUGCGAAGAAACGUGAGGCUGAGUAUGCGAAAGAUCAAAGCACUGGCUGUUAUAUGUAUUAUUUUCAACAUCGUGGGCAUCAGUAUUGUGUGGAUGCAACAGCUGAGAGUGAUAAACUGGGAAGACUCGUUAAUCACUCGCGUAAUGGGAAUUUAAUAGCACGAGUCGUUGAAGUUGACGCAAUACCACACCUUGUGUUGACGGCUAAGGAAGACAUACCAAAAGGCGUUGAAGUGACAUAUGAUUAUGGCGAUCGCAGUCGAGAGUCCAUCAGAAAUCAUCCGUGGCUUGCCUUAUAACCCCUCAUCCAUCAUUAUAGAUAAUUAUCGAGAUGCUCUAAUCACAUCACUCCUCAUCUAUUCCCUUACGUCGUAUUCCGGUGAUUCAAGAUAAUGUUUCUCUCUUCACGUCUAGAUAGAUUUUCACUGCCUUUAAUAAUAAUUGUUACGGUUUAUUAUUAUUUUGUUGUUCGAAUGGAUUCUAUGGGGGCAAGACAGUAAGAUUGUGACUAUUCAUAUUGAAUUUUGUAUUGUGAUUCGUGCGAUGAGAUCUGGUCUGUUACAGAACCUUCGGAGAUUUUGGGAGUUAUCGAAUGUGACGAAUAUUAUUUAAUAGGAAAAACGAAUAAUUAAUUCAUUUAGUAUUUUAAUAGUUUUCCAGGAAUACUUCUGGUUCUAAUCGCAUAGCAAAAAUUUUAGUGGAAUCGUUUUUGUAGCUUCCAUUCCACUUUACAGGUACAGUAAUGUGAAAAAUUCCGAAAUAUUUUUCUUGCAGUAUUCUGCAGAUACUCAAAUAACUUGUUAUACAGUGAAAACGUCUUAUUCAUACGGAUAACUAGCUCAUGAAUAUGGAACAUGGCAUUCUUGAUUGAGAACAAGAUGAACGUAGUAUUAUAGACCAUCGGGUAUUUAUUGAACAAGGAUUGCUUGUUUAAACGCAUAUCCUCACUUUUAACCACCCAAUCUAAUAUUAUUUUAAUCCACAUAUUUCACGGCUAGAUACGAAAAUCGAAGCCGAUGAUUAAUUUUAUCACUAGUACACUGCCAAAAAAAUCAUGCUGCGGAGAUAAAAAAUUAUUGUUGAAUGUAAAUGUGUGGAUCUCCCCCUGGACACAUUUAUUCUGGAUAUUUAUAGUUCAUGUGGAAAUGUAUUGCCCACUACUGACACAUCUCAUUUAGUUAAUUACAUCAAUUGCUUCUUUGUUCAUAGUGUAGGAGUAAAUUAAUUGACAGAGCAACGCCUCUCAUACUGCCUCGAAACACCUAGGAGUUCGGGAAUAGAAUGUUAUAUGAAAAAUCUCUGCCAGCGAAACAUGUUCAGAUCUCGGAGCUAAAUUGUAAAUAAAGAAUGGAGAUCUGGUGUAUGACGAAUAUUUUAUUCAGGAAUUUGGGGGUAUCUCUGAAAAGAAUUUUAUACAGGGGGCUUUUAACUUAGACUAUUUCUUCAAAUAAAUAUAUUGUUCUCCGGUGAAUUCACGAUUACGUGUGGAAUAUCUUACUGGAUGCCUGUCGCUCUGGGAAAAAUUAUGUUUUGUCAAAUAAAGUAUGAAUGUAAUAAAGGGAUUCGGUGAAAAUUUUU